Juglans microcarpa x Juglans regia is the source of this 2823-nucleotide messenger RNA. Its product is annotated as D-xylose-proton symporter-like 3, chloroplastic. NCBI's taxonomy places the organism in Eukaryota, Viridiplantae, Streptophyta, Magnoliopsida, Fagales, Juglandaceae. The transcript is spliced from 14 exons. Gene Ontology annotation, molecular function: transmembrane transporter activity. Gene Ontology annotation, cellular component: membrane. Bases 788 to 2470 code for a protein of 560 amino acids. The record is from RefSeq and is a predicted model, not a curated record. Gene Ontology annotation, biological process: transmembrane transport.
UAAAAAAUUGUUCCUAACAGAGUAAACCAGAUUGUAAGCCCACAAACAAAAACGAAAAAAAAAUAAAACCAAGAAAACCCUAGGCAUACAAAAUGAGUAGAAAUGGAGAGGCUUUUCUGGGGUCUUCUUCGGCAAUUUAGAGGCUUUAUCAGAUUCAGUAGCUGUUUUCUUGGGCAGCAAGAUGGGGUUGAUGUUCGGUAGAACUCCGCCGCUAGCAAUGGUUACCCCCUAUAGCAACUUUCCCAGUUCCUCGUCGUUCCUCACGGCCAAAAGGACAUGCCUCGGGUUGGUUCUAAAAGUACUUCAGCAGCGAGAUACUCAAGAACCGCGGCGAGGUAGAUCGAAGCACCAGAGCCUGUCCUCUAAGCGUAGCGACCCUUCUUCAAAUACCGAGCAAUUCGACCCACGGGGAAUUGAAGCCCAUCCUUGAUAGACUUCGAGACCAACUGAAGGAACGCGGGCUGGGGAUGGGGGAGGAGGAAAUCAAACGUACUGUUUUCAAAUGGGUGAAAUAGAGAGGGAACAUGCAGAACAUGGGUUUUGUUGUAGGGAAUUUUUGGUCAUUUCGCUUAAGCCAUGUAGGCUGCUCCCCAAACAGUGGCGCUGCCCAGAUUUUUUCAAAAUUCAUAGCGUGUAGAGAGGCCACAGGUCCGUAACCAUCAAAGGUCAAUGCCGACAAAACUAUCAAGAUUGGACCACAGAAAACACCCCAAAACACUGAAGAACAAAAUAAUAGAGCGGCAGCCAUUAACAGCUUGAUCGUAAUAUUCGGUCACCACUUCCUCAUAUGGCUUGCAGUGCCUCAACUCAACUUCUCUUCGUCCUAGAAUUCUUACAUUCUCACCCAACUCAUCGAACGAAACCAUCACAAGCUUUCAUCUGUUACACUCAACGGAGGACACGCCCGUGUUUAUCAUAUGACAGUCAGUUCAAGGCCAAUUUUCCCACGUUCCCGAAGCUCCCUUUGCUCUCUGGCCGUCUAAGCAGAUUCAAUGCAGGAGUACAGAAAGUCGAUGCUUCUGGGGAAGAGGGUGGGUCGCUUGUUUCUGACGCAACGUAUCAGGAGAAAUUUACUUGGUCUUCUGUGAUAUUGCCGUUUUUGUUCCCAGCCUUGGGAGGUUUGUUGUUUGGGUAUGACAUUGGUGCCACCUCCAGUGCUACCAUCUCAUUACAGUCACCUGAGCUCAGUGGAACAACUUGGUUCAACCUUUCAGCCAUUCAGCUUGGACUUGUGGUUAGUGGUUCCCUUUAUGGAGCUCUUCUGGGUUCCCUUCUUGUCUAUCCAAUUUCAGACUUCCUUGGGAGGAGGCGAGAACUUAUCACGGCAGCUGUGCUAUAUGCGCUUGGUGGUCUGACCACUGCCUAUGCUCCAGCCCUUGGUGUUCUUUUAGUGGGACGGCUGCUCUAUGGCCUUGGUAUUGGUUUGGCCAUGCAUGGGGCUCCUCUCUAUAUUGCAGAAACUUGCCCAUCUCAGAUUCGUGGAACUCUAAUAUCUUUAAAGGAGCUCUUCAUAGUUCUUGGGAUUCUGUUGGGCUAUUUUAUUGGAAGCUUUCAGAUUGAUGUAGUUGGAGGGUGGCGUUACAUGUUUGGAGCUAGUGCACCGAUUGCUCUUAUUAUGGGACUCGGCAUGUGGAGUCUUCCACCAUCUCCACGCUGGCUGCUUCUUAGGGCCGUCCAAGGAAAAGGUUUAUUACAAGAUUACAAAGAGAAAGCAGUUCUUGCUCUGAGCAAACUAAGGGGCCGUCCUCCUGGUGACAAGCUGUCUGGAAGGCAAAUAGAAGACACAUUUGUCUCAUUGAAAUCUGCAUAUGCGGAUCAGGAGUCUGAGGGCAGUUUCUUGGAGGUCUUUCAAGGCUCAAGUUUGAAAGCCUUCCUAAUUGGUGGGGGGCUGGUCCUUUUUCAACAGAUAACUGGGCAACCAAGCGUUCUAUAUUAUGCAGGUCCAAUACUGCAGUCUGCUGGGUUUUCUGCGGCCUCUGAUGCUACCCGAGUUUCUGUUGUAAUUGGCGUUUUCAAAUUCCUGAUGACAUGGAUAGCUAUCCUAAAAGUAGAUGAUCUUGGGAGAAGACCCCUGCUAAUCGGAGGAGUCAGCGGGCUUGCUCUUUCUUUAUUUCUGCUUUCUGCUUAUUAUAAAUUUCUCGGAGGGUUCCCUAUUGUUGCUGUAGGCAGUCUACUUCUCUAUGUCGGUUGCUACCAGAUCUCAUUUGGCCCGAUCAGUUGGCUUAUGGUGUCAGAGAUAUUCCCGCUUCGGACAAGAGGGCGAGGGAUUAGUCUUGCAGCUCUUACUAACUUUGGCUCAAAUGCCAUUGUAACCUUUGCAUUCUCACCAUUGAAGGAGUUUUUAGGAGCGGAAAAUCUCUUCCUUCUUUUCGGGGCUAUUGCUUUGUUGUCACUUUUGUUUGUACUGCUUGUUGUCCCGGAGACCAAAGGGCUGAGCUUGGAAGAGAUUGAGUCCAAGAUUUUGAAGUGAAAGCGAAAAUUUAAAAUAUGUACCAAUCGAGCUUCCAAUACACCCAAGUCGUUUUGGUUAGUCUGUGAACUCGUUUCCUCAUUUUUUUUUUCUUUUUUUCUUAUUCCCGUUCUGUGAACUUGUUUACUAUCAUGAUACGUCAAGGUCACCUGUUUGAAGCUUCCUUGAGCCGCCUGUCUUACCAUUUCAUAAAAGCAACCUUAUUAUAUUGUACACAAGUAAUGGCUCUUCAGCCAGAGUACUAAUUAGCUGAUGGUAUUUUCUUAUAAUCACUCAGGCAUCCAAUCAGAAUGGGUUAUGUAAAGAUUUAGUGCAUAUUAUUAGUAAUUCGUGGUUCCAACUUCUGGCACAAA